AUGUAUCGCCCCGGGCACGCGGAAGCAAAACGCCCGUCGUGGCCUGGGUGGAAGCUGUCGGAAGUUGCCGGUACGGUGACGCAGUGCGCCCCCAAUCGACCGCUGGGCGUGUCGACCAUGCACUCGCCAUGCACCGCUGCUGGCCCGUGCGCUCGCCUGUUCCACAACGCGUGUACGUUCCCCGCCGGCGCUCACCGCUCCCUUCACGGACAUCGCGCCCUGCACUCACAGCUGGACCUCGAGCUCGACACCUACUCACAUGUCCCCGAUGGUCUAUUACACAGGCUAAGCGUCGCUCCGACUGUCAAGCAGCCACCGCAAACGCGCCGCUCACCUUGUCUCGGCGAAACAGAACAAGAAACCCGGCCGGCGAGCGUCCUGCACGCGCGUGUUCGCAACGUGGACCCCGUCGAUGAACGUCCGCCGCGCGACCUCUCUGCUCCUGCGUGGCCUCGCCCCGCCCUUCACCGCACGCACACCCACACGGCCGCCGGACACGCGUUCCUCAGCCAUGCACUCAGUCACGCACUCCGCCUGCCUCGCCCGAGCCGCCCUCAGGAGGAGCCCCCACCCCCAUCGCACCGCAGCCAUCAUAAACAGGGCCACACCCGUCCGUAUCGUGCUUUCCUCCCGCACGCCCACAGCGCCCUCGAUUGA
This is a messenger RNA of Heterobasidion irregulare TC 32-1, 657 nucleotides long. RefSeq lists its product as uncharacterized. The transcript has a single exon. Bases 1 to 657 code for a protein of 218 amino acids. NCBI's taxonomy places the organism in Eukaryota, Fungi, Basidiomycota, Agaricomycetes, Russulales, Bondarzewiaceae. The record is from RefSeq and is a predicted model, not a curated record.